AAUACCACCCUCCGUGACCUAGAGCUGCCUCCGUGCCGUAGGCUAGCGUAGCGCCACCGCGGACGCCUCAACCCCAGCCCCCAAACUCAUCUGCCGCGUCGCCGCCCAUCGCCGUUCCGUUCAGCCGUCGCGCCGCUGCUGUCUCAACAGCGCCCCCAAUCUUUGCCAGUGAAUCAAAAUGGGCAGCGAUCUAACACACACGAGAAAAAGACUGAGGCGUUACUACCACGGACCAGUCAUUAAGAAAACGAGAGCAAAGGUUCAGUUUGCAGACCUUCCCGAUGAUCUGCUGUCUACGAUUCUAUCAAAAUUGCCACUGAAGGAAGCUGCAAGAACCGUCAUUCUGUCAAGUAAAUGGAACGACGUGUGGAGAGUUUGCCCCAAACUGAGAUUUGAUGGCUUCACAGUGUGCAGUGACAGCGUGUUUGGGGGAGAACAGUACACUCAGAAAUUCAUUGACAAUGUUAAUGAAGUCAUGCAGAAGCAUCAGUGCAUGGUCGUUGAAGAGCUCGUGAUCAAAUUUGGGUUUGACAGCAGGGUACUGGGUCAUAUCAACACGUGGGUUGCUUUUGCCGUUUCAUCACGGAUGGAGAGCCUUGCCCUUGAUUUAGUGCCAGCCAACUCCCCGGGCCGUACUGAUCAGUACAGAUUACCGGUUGAGCUGUUGGACGAUGGAAGCAUAUUUCGGCUUCGUCAUCUUCAACUUAGCUUCGCAAGUCUUGAACUACCCCCUCAAUUCAGUGGUUUCCCUAAUCUGAGAACACUUGAUUUGCACUUGCUACAAGUCACUCGAAAUGAUCUUCAAGAUAUGCUGUCAAAUUGCAUCAAUCUUGAGUGGUUCAGUAUGGUUAGAUGCCAUUUGAAUGAUGAACUGACGGUAGCACGUCCGUUGUCAAACCUGAGAUACCUGCGUGUUGCACACUGCAAGAUAACCAGGAUAGUACUCCAUGCAGUGGAACUCAAAACUUUCUUGUUCUAUGGGCGUCUGUAUCCUAUUGACCUUGGGCAUACUCCCAAACUGAAGCAUACAUUUCUUAAUAUCUAUUCCCUGUUAACUGUUGAGCAUGCUUUGACUGUGCUUCCCAAAGUGCUUCCAAGUGUUCAAGAUCUGACAUUGCAUGCUCAUUUUACACUUAAGAUGCCUUUGUUGAUGGAAAAUCCAUGCAAAUUUUCCCAGUUGAAAUAUUUACAUUUGAAGCUGUCAAUUGGUCAUAGGGAAGCUGGCAACAUUCUAUCUUUGGCCUCUUUUCUGAGGGCUGCUCCUUCUGUUGAAAAGUUAGAAAUGCAUUUUAGUGUUUUGGCAUUCGCACAUUGUGUCUCGGAGCCUAUCAAGAGCCUUCCAUGGUGUCCACAUAGUUAUCUGAAGAACCUGUGUAUUACAGGAUUUUCUGGAACAACAGGACAACUUGAAUUUCUGGUGCAUGUUGUUGAAAAUGCCCCUGCUCUGAAGAUAUUGACGAUUAAAGGAGCUGACUCGAGUGGCUGUGAUCUCGAUAAUGAAGGGAAAAGAAGAUUUACUUUGAAGUUUCGCGAAUUGGAGAGGAAAUACCUUCAUGGGAUAAUUUCACCAAAUGUGGAGCUCCGUAUUAUUUAAGUGUGCCAGACAUGUAGCUGCUCUUGUACAAGCAAUGGGCUGCUGUUCCAUUUGCCCACUUUAUUUUGACUUGAAGUUAAGAUCCUCCUCUGUCGGUAAGCCGCUCCGAGGCUUCGACCUGCAAGAAGCAGAGAUGUUUCCCAUGAUGGCGACGGAAUGGCAGAUGCAACGUCGUUGCUGAUGACUGGUGAAACUUCUUGCUGAUUGCAGUGUGCAGAUCUGUCCAGGAAGCCGCUCGAUCCUGGCAAACACAACGAACACAGCACAAUAAAAUCAACAAGUGAAAGGAACACAUCGUGUGUCAAGCACUUUAUUACCUGAUCUCGUAAUUCGACAGAAGACUUGAACGUCUACAUAAAACCAGCUUACAUAAGGAGGAAAUGACACACAUCAUGCCUUGAACACUUUAUUGCAUAAACUCGCCAUUUGAUACAAGACCAUUUAUUAUCCACUUUUCAGAUGCCCUUGUUGAUGGAAACCACUUGCAAGUUUUUCCACUUAAAAUGUUCAGAUUUGUGGUUGAUUUUAGAUCAUAAAGAAGCUGGCAACAUUCUGUCUUUGGCCUCUUUUUUUGUGGGCUGCUCCAUCUGUUGAAAAGUUAUAAAUGCAUUUUACUGUUUUUGAUUUCGCACAUUGUGUCUCGAAGCCUAUCAAGAGCCCUCACGGUGUGCACGUCGUUAUCUGAACAACCUGCAUAUUACAGGAUUUUCAGGAACAACAGGACAACUUGAAUUUCUGGUGCACGUUGUUCAAAAUGCCCCUGCCCUGAAGAUCUUGACGAUCAAAGGGGCUGACUUGACUGGUUGUGAUCUCAAUCAAGAAGGGAAAGGCAAUUAUUUUUUCAGUUUCGAGAAUUGGAUAAUUUCACCAAAUGUUGAGCUGCGUAUUAUUUAACUGUAUGCCAGACAUGUAGCGGCUCUUGUACAUGCAACGGGUUGCUGUUUUGUAAUUUCCCUCCCUUUUUGAUUGGAACACAAGGUACUUGUCUGCAUGUAAACAUAUAGUAUCUUCUGGGUCCUCAUAUUUAGUAGUAUGAUUGAGAGAAAGUCACCUCUCAUUCCUGUG
Molecule: messenger RNA, 2659 nt
Organism: Triticum dicoccoides
Lineage: Eukaryota; Viridiplantae; Streptophyta; Magnoliopsida; Poales; Poaceae
Product: F-box/FBD/LRR-repeat protein At3g52680-like
Exons: 7
Coding region: 179-1594 (471 amino acids)
Molecular function (GO): protein binding
Source: RefSeq, a predicted model, not a curated record